Molecule: messenger RNA, 3807 nt
Organism: Oncorhynchus tshawytscha (Chinook salmon)
Lineage: Eukaryota; Metazoa; Chordata; Actinopteri; Salmoniformes; Salmonidae
Product: probable ATP-dependent RNA helicase ddx6
Exons: 14
Coding region: 1313-2782 (489 amino acids)
Biological process (GO): P-body assembly; cytoplasmic stress granule assembly
Cellular component (GO): P-body; cytoplasmic stress granule
Molecular function (GO): ATP binding; RNA helicase activity; mRNA binding
Source: RefSeq, a predicted model, not a curated record
GAACAACAACAACAACAACAACAACAACAUCAUCAUCAUCAUUAUCAACAACAACAACAACAACAGGGCAGGGGAGCCCUGGGAUAGAGAAAUGUCUUAAGUAGGAGAUCGGAAAUCGUGGCGAGUAGUGCAGACAAAAUUGAGAAAAAAUUUGGGGAAGCAACAGCUGUGUUGGAAUGCUAACAAGAUGGGUGUCAGAUCUGAUGACAUGGAGUGGGAGGAUGAGGGUCAAGGAAUGAAUAAAGAAGCAAUGUGAAGGUUAAGUGCUGUAAUUGGUGGUGUUGGGGAUUUAUUUGGUUUAGAAUUUUAUUUUCAUGGUAGUACAUAGUUGGUCUGAUCAUGAUUGAUCGACAUUCCAGCACAGUAGGUGGCGGCAUGCACUUUAAACGUUGGUUUGUGGUCCCCCAUGAUACCACAGAAGAAGAAGGCGGUGAUGAAGAGAAGAGACCAUGUUGAAAUAGCGUUUUGUAUGGAGUGAAUUUAAUCUAACAGUGACAUAAGUAAUUGAUCCGCCGCAAACAUUUAUGAUAUAUAACAUCAAAGUGAGAGAAAGGUGGAACAGGUUUGAGUUGCUGAAUACACCACCACUCACACCACUCACACAGCUACACACGUUGACAGAAGAGCUGAGAGAGGAGGGAGACUCACCUGGAACAGAGGGGACAGACCGAAAGGAGCCCAAGGGGAACUUAAAGCUGCAUUGCUUUUGGACUACAGUUACCCUUGUUUGAUUUUCAACAUCAGGAAACUACUUUAACACGUGGAUGGACAUAUACAGACAGAGUGGAAAACAAAUGUUGAACAAUAAGGACAUUAUUAUUUUGAUGAAAUAUUUGUACAAAGGACAUCGAUGUUGAGCAAUUCAAAUGGACUUGAUGCAAAACAAGGAAAUAAAAAUAUGUAAAUGUACGUUUGAACAAAGAUUAUAUUACAGAUGCUAUUCCCCCGCUUCAAAUAGCAGUUCUAUUGCAGGAAUUAAACUAUUUGAUUCUUGUUCACAUAUAAUGUUCUAUAUUGUGUGCAGGUGCAGUAUAUUAAUGCAUUUGAAUGCAUAUAUCUCUUCAUUUGGGAGAGCUCUUGUAUAAAUACUAUUUUUUUUCAUACGGCAGUAAACUCUGUUGAAGGGGACCGAACUGCACGUACAUAUAUAUGUAAAAACGACAUAGACUUCUGUUGUAAAAGCUUUGGACAAAAAAACAAGAUAAUAUUUGUUAAUGCUUUAUUCGACUCAUCUACUUUUGAAGAGGCUUUUUAAGGGGGCAAAAAAAACAUCAAAUAUUAAUAUUUUGAGAAUAAAAACAGGAAAGGGGAAAUGGCAGCUGCCAGAACAGAGAACCUUGGUCCUGUCGUCAUGGGACUGAACGGGCAGCUUAGGGGGCCGCCUAAACCGGCUUCUCCCCAAUCAGGACCCCUCGUCCUGGGCUCUCUGUCAGACGAGGCCACAGGUGCAUCCCAGAAAGCGGGUGCUGCCCAGGAGGGAACUGGGAUUAGGUUUGGAGAUGACUGGAAAAAGAGCCUACAGCUCCCUCCCAAAGACACCAGGGUCAGAACCUCUGAUGUAACGUCCACUAAGGGAAAUGAGUUUGAGGACUACUGUCUGAAACGGGAGCUCCUGAUGGGCAUCUUUGAGAUGGGCUGGGAGAAGCCCUCCCCUAUCCAGGAGGAGAGCAUUCCCAUAGCCCUGUCAGGACGAGACAUCCUGGCCCGAGCCAAGAAUGGAACGGGGAAGAGUGGGGCCUACCUCAUCCCCAUGCUGGAGAGAAUAGACCUGAAGAAGGACUAUAUACAGGCCAUUGUGAUGGUGCCCACUCGUGAGCUGGCCCUGCAGGUUAGCCAGAUCAGUAUCCAGAUCAGUAAGCACCUGGGCGGCGUGAAGGUCAUGGCCACCACGGGCGGCACCAACCUGCGAGAUGACAUCAUGCGCCUGGACGAGACUGUGCAUGUGGUCAUAGCCACACCCGGCAGGAUCCUAGACUUGAUAAAGAAGGGCGUUGCCAAAGUGGAUAGAGUCCAAAUGAUGGUGAUGGAUGAGGCAGACAAGCUGCUGUCUCAGGACUUUGUAGUGCUCAUCGAGGAUAUCAUCAGCUUCCUGGCCAAGGGCCGUCAGAUCCUACUCUACUCUGCCACCUUCCCCAUCAGCGUGCAGAAGUUCAUGGCCAAGCACCUGCAGAAGCCCUAUGAGAUCAACCUGAUGGAGGAGCUGACUCUGAAGGGCAUCACCCAGUACUAUGCCUACGUCACUGAGAGACAAAAAGUCCACUGUCUCAACACGCUCUUCUCGCGGCUGCAGAUCAAUCAGUCCAUUAUCUUCUGUAACUCCACCCAAAGAGUUGAGCUGCUGGCCAAGAAGAUCACCCAGCUGGGCUACUCCUGCUUCUACAUCCACGCCAAGAUGAUGCAGGAGUACAGAAAUCGUGUGUUCCACGACUUCAGAAAUGGACUCUGCAGAAAUCUUGUCUGCACCGAUCUGUUCACCAGAGGUAUUGACAUCCAAGCCGUCAAUGUCGUCAUCAACUUCGACUUCCCCAAGAACGCCGAGACAUACCUGCAUCGCAUUGGAAGAUCAGGGAGGUUUGGUCACCUGGGCCUGGCCAUCAACCUGAUCACCUCUGAGGACCGCUUCAACCUGAAGUCCAUCGAGGACCAGCUGGUCACCGACAUCAAGCCCAUCCCUGGCAGCAUCGACAAGAACCUGUACGUGGCCGAGUUCCACACCGCCAACCUAGACUGCGAGGUGGAGGAGGAGCUGAAGGAGACAGGCUGCCAACAGGAGGAGCCCUAGAACCCCUCAACUGGACAAUAGGACAAUCCCAGCUUUUGCACAACAUUCAGCUCUUGCACACAGGCUUCAGGCACCUCUUCAACUUCUCUUUUCUCAACCUUCAAAACCUGGCACAUGGACGUUAAGGUCGAGUUGACUUUUUGCUGAUUUGUAUAUUCUGUUCUUAUUCCCCCUUGUUAUUUCAUUAAGAGCUGCCUGCAUUUUUUAAAUUUAAAAUGGUUUAACCAUGUUGUUUUGCACCAAAGGUAGCUUGCCCAAUGCACACUGAAUGAGAUCAAUCAAUCCUUUUUUGGCUUAGGACAUGUAGGCUAAUGUUUUUUGGAUUGUAUCCUGGUAUUGCAAGGUAUUGCAAGGUAACAUAUCAGCUGAAAAACUUCAGAGAUAGGUGAGGAACAUUGUCUUAAAAAAAGUAAGAACCAUGCAAAAUAUUGAUCAAGUUGUACUGUUUCCAGCUGAAUAUGUCGUCCACUUUUAUGGCCAGCUUUGGAGGAGGACAGGUUUGUGUCAUCAAUGACAUUAGGCCUAUUGUUAACCGUAGCAACGACCACUAAGGGUAAAGAAAGCAUCAGAAUGUUGGAAAGCUCAUUCACUUACAUGCAUUUUUAGAUUGGAAUUAAGAUACUAUAUUUGUAGGUUUUAAACUUAUUAAUAAAUUCACAAAUGGUUGGAUAAUAAAUCCUUUGCUACAGCACUACUAAUAUCCAACUUCGACUUGAAUAACUUAUCUUCUGUACUACAUACACUGAGCGUACAAACCAUUAGCAACACCUUCCUAAUAUUGCGUUGCGCCCCAUUUUGCCCUCAGAACAGCCUCAAUUCGUCGGGUUUCGAAAGCGUUACACAGGUAUUCUGGCCCAUGUUGACUCCAAUGCUUCCUACAGUUGUGUCAAGUUGGCUGGUAGGUCCUUUGGGAGCUGGACCAUCCUUGAUACACACGGGAAACUGUUGAGUGAGACAAACCCGGCAGCAUUGCAGUUCUUCACACACUCAAACCGGUGCGCCUGGCACCUACUACCAUAACCCGU